AUGGCAAUCUUAAAUAAUUCUAACACUCCUAUUGUUAAUUUCGGUAAAAUUCCUUACAAACGACCAUGGUUCCGACAUCGAAAAUUUAAAAGUCGAGCUGUCGAGCAGGCUAUUAAUGACGUUGUUAAGAAGAUGAAAGACCGAGAUUUAGCUGUGUUGUUUGAGAAUUGUUGGUCGAAAUCUUUGGACGACUACGUUCUGUGGCAGGAUGAUUCAAAAGGCUAUCCACGAACUUUCAUCGUUCCUGGGAAAUUCGAGGUCCUUUUUAUUCGUGACUCGACCAAUCAGGUUAUUUCAUAUACUCCUUUUGCCAAAGAUGAUCCUGAGCUUGCUAAAAUGAUACUUGGAGUAAUAAAUAUCCAAGCUGAAUAUUUGGCAAAGGACAUUUAUUCCAAUUCAUUUUUUCCGCCACUCUCUUCCGAUUUACCCCGGCCGUACGAUCCUUGGGAAGAAAAUGAUAAAAGUUACCCCAAGCCUUCUUCGGCUGUCUGGCAGGAGAAAUUUGGCGCUGAUAAUCUUGCUGCCUUUUUAAAAUUAACCUAUCAUUAUUGGAAGAAUACUAACGAUUCAUCCUUUCUGCAAAACGAGCAUUGGGUUGAUGCCAUGCAAUUUGCUGUCAACGUAUUUUCUGAACAAAUGCGUGGCACAAUGGAAGAAUUUGGUAAUGAGGCGUAUCUAUUUACUAGGCCAUCACGAAAUAGCAGUGAGACUCUAUUGCUGGAUGGAAGAGGGGCUAUUGCUAAAAGAACUGGACUCGUAAAAUCCCAUUUUCGCCCGUCUGAUGACGCGUCUUUCUAUCCAUUCAUCAUACCAACAAAUGCGAUGAUUUCAAUGGAAUUACUGCAUCUAAAAGAAAUUUUAGAUAAUUCAGAUCCCGAUACAUUAUUCCAUACCUUAGAUCUAUCUUCUUAUAUUCUGAAUUUAUCUCGCGAAAUUCGAGAGGCGAUUUAUAAACAUGCAGUUGUAAAACACGAAACUUUAGGAGAGAUUAUGACAUCGGAUAAUGAUACGGAAAUUCUGGAGAAUCUUGAGUUACUUAAAGAUGUUGGCGCUCAUACAGGAUAUCUAAGUCAAGCGUUUUGGUUUCAUGACUCAGCGGAACAAUUACGAAGUGAAUUCGGAGCUGCAAACUCUCUGUUCGGAGAAGCGAUUUUGAGGCUUGCUCGGGAUCGACCUCAUGUUGUAUUUGAUGUGCCGCCUCCUCCAUCUCCUGCACCUUCUCCUGCACCUUCAACACUCGAACAUCCGAUCAUAUCACCAUUAGGUCAAACUUCCUUGCUUACAUUUUUCAUUAAAAUGGCUUCUAAGAAGACCCAAAAACUUGCUGAUAAAGCUCAAUACAUCAAAGGCGUUGCAAAAGAAAAGCUUGGCAGGACGAUUCAUGAUGAAAAAUUGGUUGCCGAUGGGACUAAUGAAACGUUAACUAAACAGGCUGAAAUGGAAGCAGCUCAAAAAGUAGCAGUAAAUGAGUCUCAGAAAAACGAAAGUACUUCGAAAAACAAAAAAGAUAUUAACGAUGAUAAAAAGCCGUUUAUCGUCUCUCUUAAAAAAAGGAAUCCCAAAGUGGUUGAAAAACCUCUUACGAAAGGAAGUGACAAUGAAUCACCUGCCAAGGAGCAUGGCAAAGCGAAUCCUGUCACGCAUCAAAAAAUGAAUGAAAUUGAUCCGAUGGAGCCAGAAAGUUCAAAGUUGAAGAAGGAGAAAAGUAAAUUGUAG
This is a messenger RNA of Ambispora gerdemannii, 1716 nucleotides long. The record is from the annotation of a GenBank genome assembly. NCBI's taxonomy places the organism in Eukaryota, Fungi, Glomeromycota, Glomeromycetes, Archaeosporales, Ambisporaceae.